Molecule: messenger RNA, 200 nt
Organism: Dentiscutata erythropus
Lineage: Eukaryota; Fungi; Glomeromycota; Glomeromycetes; Diversisporales; Gigasporaceae
Source: the annotation of a GenBank genome assembly
ACAAAAUCGUGCUCCUUCAACAAACCCUUGUAGCAUGGGCAUAUUUUGUUGAAGUUUUUAACGAAUAUCAACUUGUAUGUUUUGUAUUUCUCGAGUUUGGUUUUGGAGAUUUGAGACCGCAAUCCUCGACAACCUUUCGCCAGAAAGGAUGCUCGUCAAGAACUUUUUGCCAGGUUUUGCAGACCAGCGAGCAUUUUUGA